GAACUCAAAAGUCUCCCAAACGACGUACGGCUCCCUGUGUAUGUCCCCAACUCCAGCCCGUUACCUCCAAAAAAUAACCAAAAUGUCCUCACCCCACUGGAAAGACCUCUUCUCAACCCUCCUCCAAAAGAACCUCGACGCAGGCUACAAAGACGCCCUCAACUUCUCCUUCGCGACCCUCCCCGCCCCCGGCUCAAUCUACCCUCGCGUCCGCACCUGUGUCUUUCGUGGCUUCGCAUUCGAGCCUCAUGGAGAGAACAACGGAGCAAAAGGGAGUAGCUUGUUGACGUUCACAACGGAUAGUACGAUGAAGAAGGCGGAGGAGUUGAUGGGGAGGGAUGAGAAGGGAGAGUUGAAUAACACUUUUGAGGCGUGCUUUUGGUUUGCGGAUAGUGGGGAUCAGUUCAGGUUUGCUGGGCGAGCGUGGGUUCUUGGUACCAAAUCCUUCCCGCAGCAGGGUGUGUUCAACGAGCAGGCGGAGAGGCUGCUGAAGACUUAUACGCACGGUAUCUCGGGUAACGUCGAGGACGCAUGGCAAGUAGAGAGACAACGUAUUUGGGAAGGACAGAAACCUAUGAUGCGUCGUACAUUCUGCUCACCGCAUCCCGGAUCGCCCAUGACGAAGGAGAAGUCGGAGCAGUUGCAUGCCAUGCCGAUGCUUCCCGUAAUGCCUGAAGACGCAAAGGGCAGGGUCACAGCGAAGGACGACGACGGCAAGGAAACGGAGGAGUACACUGGAACCAAAGAGGACGUCGAGGAGGCGUUGAAGAGAUUCUGCAUCGUGGUCUUAGAGAUCGACGAAGUCGACCGCGUCCUGCUCUCCCCUCCCCCGGGCGGUAGGUGGAGGUGGAAAAAGAUGGGCAGCAACGAGUGGGAUGAGCAAGAAGUUUGCCCAUAAAGGGGCCCUAAUGUUAGACGACAGCACUGUACGCU
Molecule: messenger RNA, 933 nt
Organism: Saitoella complicata NRRL Y-17804
Lineage: Eukaryota; Fungi; Ascomycota; Saitoellomycetes; Saitoellales; Saitoellaceae
Exons: 1
Coding region: 83-898 (271 amino acids)
Molecular function (GO): FMN binding
Source: RefSeq, a predicted model, not a curated record